AUGGACCCCGGGCCGCCGCCGCCGCCGCCGCCGCAGCCCCCGCCCGCCGCCGCGCAGGGCCAGGGGCCGCCGGCCGCGCAGCCCGCCUCGGGCCAGGGCCCCUCGCCGGCGCCCGGGCCGCCCGCGCCCGCGGGGCCGCAGGCGGCGCCGCAGGCCCCCCCGGCCGGCCACCAGAUCGUGCACGUCCGGGGGGACUCGGAGACCGACCUGGAGGCGCUCUUCAACGCCGUCAUGAACCCCAAGACGGCCAACGUGCCCCAGACCGUGCCCAUGCGGCUGCGGAAGCUGCCCGACUCCUUCUUCAAGCCGCCGGAGCCCAAGUCCCACUCCCGCCAGGCCAGUACGGAUGCGGGCGGUGCAGGGGCCCUGACUCCGCAGCACGUUCGAGCGCAUUCCUCGCCGGCUUCCCUGCAGCUGGGAGCCGUGUCCCCGGGGAGCCUGACGCCCCCCGGAGUGGUCCCCGGCCCAGCAGCUGCUCCCACCGCUCAGCACCUGCGCCAGUCUUCCUUUGAGAUCCCCGAUGACGUACCCCUGCCGGCGGGCUGGGAGAUGGCAAAGACAUCUUCUGGCCAGAGGUACUUCUUAAAUCACAUCGAUCAGACGACAACGUGGCAGGACCCCAGGAAGGCCAUGCUGUCCCAGAUGAGCGUCACGGCGCCCACCAGCCCCCCAGUGCAGCAGAGUCUGAUGACCUCGGCCUCAGGACGCCGUGAGCCAUGCACAUGUCAGGCGGCGAGCUUAAUGAAUGCUCUGUGUGCUGUGACUGCCCCACUGACUGGCCAUCCCCCCGUUGCCCGCCCUUCCCUCCAUAGUGACAGCAGGCCAGUCGGUGACCCCGCUGCGGCCUCUGAGUGUUCACGGGAAACAAGAGUCGCAUGUCUGUCCCUUGAAGUCAAAGGCUAGAGAUGAUGGACCCACCAGAGUGAAGAAGACGGAGCCUCCAGAGUGAAGAAGACGGAGCCUCCGGAGUGAGGAUGACGGAGCCCCCGGAGUGAGGAUGACGGAGCCCCCGGAGUGAGGAUGACGGAGCCCCCGGAGUGAGGAAGACGGAGCCCCCGGAGUGAGGAAGACGGAGCCCCCGGAGUGAGGAUGACGGAGCCCCCGGCGUGAGGAAGACGGAUCCCCCGGCGUGAGGAUGACGGAGCCCCCGGCGUGAGGAUGACGGAGCCCCCGGCGUGAGGAUGACGGAGCCCCCGGCGUGACGAAGACGGAGCCCCCGGCGUGAGGAUGACGGAGCCCCCGGCGUGAGGAUGACGGAGCCCCCGGCGUGACGAAGACGGAGCCCCCGGCGUGAGGAUGACGGAGCCCCCGGCGUGAGGAUGACGGAGCCCCCGGAGUGAGGAUGACGGAGUGAGGAAGACGGAGCCCCCGGCGUGAGGAUGACGGAGCCCCCGGAGUGAGGAUGACGGAGUGAGGAAGACAGAGCCCCCGGCGUGAGGAUGACGGAGCCCCCGGAGUGAGGAUGACGGAGCCCCCGGAGUGAGGAUGACGGAGCCCCCGGAGUGAGGAUGACGGAGCUGAGAUAGGCAGAGCGCUAGUGCUCUUGUGCCAAACAGUCACAUUGUAAAUGUGAAGGGAAGUUCUCGAAGGAAAUGAGUGCUACUCCAGUGAGCACAGAAAUGAGAAAGCCAAGCAGCCUUAUUGCCGACAGGAAGAAAGUUUCAGUCUGGAUAGAAGGUCAGACCACAUUCCUAUAAACCCACACCUAAUCCCAAGCAAGGCCCGGACUCUCUUCAGUUCUGUGGAGGCUGAGGGAGGUGUGGGAAGCUGCAGAAGAAAGGCCAGGAGCUGGGGGAAGUUGGUUUGUGAGGUUUAAGGAACCAUAGACAUGUGGGCGAAGCAAGUGAUCCAGAAGAUCCCACUGAGAUCACGGCACAUUUUCAACACAGCACAACCUUCUGUGGGAAGAAGGUGCCGUCCAGCGCUCCCAUAGCUGGAGAGGACAAGUCAGUGCCUGGCUUCAAAGGACAGGCUGACUCUCUCGAUAGCGGCUAAUGCAGCUGGUGACUGUCAGCUGCAGCCACUGUCACUGACCGCUCCGAAAAUUCUUCGGGCCUUUAUACACAUUAUGCUCCGUCCACUCUGCCUCCGCUUUAGAAAGGGAACAGCAAAGCCUGGGUGAGGGCACAGCUGUCGACACCAUGGUUUACUGAGUAUUUUAAGUCCACUGCUGAGACCACCUGCUCAGAAUAAAAAGAUUUCAUUCAAAAUAUUGCUGCUCAUGGACAGUGCAUCUGGUCACCCCAGAGCUCCGAUGGAGACGGACAGUGAGAUGCAUCUUGUUCUCAUGCCCACAGCCCAUGGAUCCAGGAGUCGUUUUGACCUUCACGUCUUACUACGUAAGAAAUACAUUCUGUAUGGCUGUAGCUGCCGAAGGAGUGGUUCCUCUCGUGGAUCUGGGCAGAGUACGUGGAAGGGACUCACCAUUGUAGAGGCCAUUAAGAACAUUGUGAUUCAUGAGAUACCAAAUAUAAAUCACAGUAUCAACGUGGACAGGAAUUUGGGACGCUGGUGAUUCCAAACCUCAUGGGUGAUUUUGAAGGGGUUCAGCGCGUUAGGGGAGGAAGUCACUGCCAAUGGGGUGGAAACAGCAAGAGAACUGGGAUCAGAAGUGGCGCCUGAAGAUGGGGCUGAUCUGCUGCAAUCUCGUGAUCAAACCUGAACGGAUGAAGAGUUGCUUUUGGUGGAUGAGCAAAGACAGUGGUUUCUUGGGAUGGAAUCUACUGGCGAAGGUGCUGUGAAGAUUGUUGAAGUGACAGCAAAGGACUCAGAAUGUUACGUCAACUUUGGUGAUAAAGCAGCAGAGGGUUUGAGAGGAUGGACUCCAGUUUGGAAAGAAGUUCUGCUCUGGGUAAAAUGCUAGCAAACAGCCUCCUGUGCUGCAGAGAACUCGUCCCUGACAGGAAGAGUGGAUCCGCGCAGCAAACUGCAUUGUUGUCUUGUCUUCUUGCCGCGGCCGCCCCAGCCUUUGGCUGCCACCACCCCAAUCAGUCAGCAUCCCUCAGCACUGAGGCAAGACCCUCCACCAGCAGAGAGGUGAUGAUUCACUGCAAGCUCAGAUGAUGUUAGCAAAUUUAACAAUAAAGUAUUUUUUAAUUAAGGUGUAUAAAUUGUUUUGAUUUUUUUUUGAGAUAAUGCUAUUGCACAAUUAAGAGACUACGGUAUAGCAUAAACAUAACUUUAUAGGCACUGGGAACCAAAAAAUUCAUUUGACUUGGUUUAUUGUAAUAUUUGCUUUAUUGUGGUUGUGAGGAACCGAACCCACAAUAUCUCUGAGGUACGCCUAUAUAGCGAUAAUAGAAGUAAACAUGUCUAAAUUUGAGGUCUUAACGCAAAUCAGUCUUCAGGAAUAAUCUUAAGCUAAUAAAAUUUAUUUAAUGGCAAUAGCCAUGCUAGAUCAUCAUGUCGUUAAAUUAUUUAUCAUGCUCAAUAGAUGAAAAAGACCGUGCUCUCAUGGAUAUAUGAAUGUGACAACCAUUAGAGCAAAGAGAAGGGAUCCUUAACCAGGCUUGUAAGCAGAAUAUAUAAAGAAAGUUAGGAUAACGUAUAGUAGGUAAGAGAAAAGGACUUCCCACAUUUAUCUCUUGAUUGUAUUUUAGCACUUUUAGAAUAUUAUUGAAGGUAAUUUUUUUUCUUCUUAACCAUAUAAGCUCUUUAGCUACAACUCCUGUUCCUUGAGUUUUUCCUACUAAUUUGAGAAAUCCUAGAAAUCCAUGUGUCAGAAUCUCUGUUAAAGUAUAGAUGGAGAAAUAAACAUGAAGAUGUAAUACUCACUGAUCUUGAGUACAAGAUGUAUAGUGUGGUUCUGUAAUAUACAUACAGGGAAUUUUCAAAUUGAGUUAAAUAACCACCUUUUACUUCAAAUCCAUAAUUUCUUCUCUUAUUCUCAGUGUAGCUGUUCUGUCUUUGCAUUGGCUUAUAGAGCCUUUCUUCCCAUCUUUCCUACUGUAUUGACUGCUGCGUCUCAGGGUGGCUCCCCCAUUCUCUGUUCCCACACCCAUACCACUUCAAAUGGUGAUGAACUCCAGAAUUCCCUUCCUGUGUAUUCACAGAUUUAAUAAACUUGGCCACUGUAAAACAACAGUAUUUCAAAACGGAGUGGGACAACAAGGAAUUUUAGUAAGUUUUGAAGUGUUUAGUGUCAGUGAUUUGUGCUGCUUUUCAGUUAAGUAUGACCUGACAUAUUAUUCUUCUAGAAUUCAAACCUGAUUCAUCAGAAGGUGUCUCCUCCUAGUGAUCGACAAGGAUCUCCAAUAUUGUCAUUCAUCAUUCUGGAACAAUUUAAUGCCAUUCGCUUAGUCCAAAGUAUUCAUCAAUCUCUUGCCGCUCUCAGCAAAGUCAUCAGAGGAACUACGUUACUGAGUUCAGAAGUACAGAAAUUGGCAAGUGCUUUAUUAAACCAAAAGUGUCCUCUGGCAUGGCAGAGCAAGUGGGAAGGCCCAGAAGACCCCUUACAGUACCUUGGAGGUGUCGUGGCUCGGGCCCUUGCGAUACAGAGCUGGGUAGAGAGAGCUGAGAAGCAGGCUCUUCUCUCUGAUACACUUGACCUGUCAGAACUCUUCCACCCAGACACGUUUCUCAACGCCCUUCGCCAGGAAACGGCAAGGGCGAUGGGCUGUUCUGUGGAUAGCCUUAAGUUUGUAGCCUCGUGGAAAGGUCGGCUGCAAGAAGCAAAGCUGCAGAUUAAGGUCCUGAACCGUGGCCCUCUACAGUGUCCUCCCUGCCAUCACUCGUCUGUUUGUUCAGCAGCCCUUGUGAAGUGGGGUGCUGGGACAUGCUUGCGUCAGGCUCCCGAUGCGCUCGCCACUCAGGUCUCGCCAGGAGCUCCGGAGCCCCUCGCCGUCCCGUUUAGUGCGAGGCCACCACACACGGAAGGCAAAACGACAAGUCCUCUGCCUGGCCGAAUCCGCUUGUUUCCUGCAGUGCCCGGGAUGCUGAGAACGCGCGGUCCCCUAACAUUCCGGCAUGCUGCGCUUCCCGUGGGACCUGAUGGAGUCCUGUGUCUUCCUUAGGCUUUUCUCUUGGGGAUAACAUUCUGCUCUGCUCCUCUUGGGCAGUCUCUGUGGCUGGGUGCUUAGCUCAGUGCUCGUAUAAGUAGAAGUGAAGCCUGCUCGAUUCUUGAUUUUCACAUUAGGAAAUCCAUUUGCCUGGAGACUCAUUAGAUCCUCCAAGCUGUGUUUCAGCAAUAAAGGAAAUGUUUUGGGCCUGUCUUCUUUCAUUCCUUCCUUUAAAGAAGCUACAGUUGAAACAAGGGUAACCUUUGUUGAAACCAUUCCAAUCCCUGAUAUGUUACCGUUUUAUUAUAUAGAUGAUAGGGUAUUACUUUUUUACAUUCUUACGUUGGACAUUCUUAUGUUGUAGUGUCACUCUCAGGAAUGAUGAGGUCUUUAAAUUCCACCGAUGGCCUUUAAAUUUCAUGAUAGGAUAGUCCUAGAGGGUGCCGAGAGAAAAGGAGAGAUUUGGAAGGUGUCUCUUAGAAGUGGCAGGAGUGGGCAGUUUGAUGGCCCAGGGGAGGCUGGGGGAGCCCAGAUGUCUGUCAGGCUCUAGAUGUGCCAACUACUGAAACAGGGCUCCAGGAAAUACGGUUUCUCAGCACCCCUCCUUGUUAGAAGGGAACAACAAUGCGUUUGUGUCUCAGUUCCCUCCUGUGGUACUUUCAGCAAGAACUGUGUUUACGAAUUUCCAGGCGGACGACUUCAGCUUGAAACUUGAUGAAAUUUCUAGAAGAGGCCUUAAAAUGUCUUACCUAGAGAGAUUCUACCACUGAAAUUAGCAGAUGGGUGGCUUGUUACUGGAAGGCUGCAGUUUUGAUGGAAGCCGGCUCUCGGAAAAUCACCACGAUUCUCCCAGUGUGUCGCCCGUUCUCCCUUGCUGUGUGGGCUGGAUUCCCCAGUUAGCCAUGCAGACAUGGGCCGAGUCGACGGGUUAAUGCACCUCUGAUUUCUGCCAGACUGUGUCACUGCACUGGGAAGAGGCAGAUGAAGAAGGGAUGCGUGUGCUGACACAGUGUCCAUGAGUCUCAGGGUGCAUAUGGUCCUUAUUCCCCCGAUGAGUGCAUAUCUUUGCCCGUGUACACGAGCUGCGAGAGGGACCGCGUGGUAGCCAACGUCGACGUUCCGUGUGGGGGCAACCAAGACCAGUGGAUUCAGUGUGGAGCGGCUCUGUUUCUCAAAAAUCAGUAGUCUAACGAUAAUAAAAGCUGUCUUAGCAAAAAGUAACAUUUGCUACUUCAACUUUAAAUCAAUAGGUGGUCUACAUUUAAACUGUUCAAAAAAUUAUCACAUAGUUACCCACCUUGUGUUAUUGAUCUCACUGGGUUUUUAUUGUAAUGGGUCAUGACAGUGCAUGCAGCUUUUAAAGUAACAAUUCAUAGGUUCAUGUUAAAAUGCUGUAUUCCCUUGAGAACAUUAAAUAUUUUUGUGAGGCAGUUCAUGUUUCCAGUGGCUCAAAAAAUUAAUGUAUGUAAGAGGUUGAAAGUAGUGUAUUUAAGGAAUCUAAUUAAUUUGGCUACUCUUUGGUAUCAUAAUUUUGUAUUAAAAUAUAAGGCCAUUUUUUUCACUCAUCUGUGGGUUUAGAUAGGUGUUCUUUUUUUAAACACUUAAAAAUAUAUUCUGUUUUAGUUAAAAUAUAUAGCAUCUCAACGUAAUGCAAAAGAAAUGGGGAAUAACAGCACAGAAACCAGGGUAAGAAUUUUACAAAUGGAAUAAUUAGACAAUGAGAGGUUAUCAUUCCUCACGUAGAUGACUUUUUACCAUAUGUUUCUGUGAAACAGUAAAAUUCUACAAUGGCUGGAAGCUUAAAUAUGUGUUGUAAUUUUAGUUUGUGAGCAAUUGGAAUUGGGUUCAGAAAUCUUAACUACUUGUCAUCAUAUUACCAUUUGUAUGGGUCCAAUCAGGAGACCAAAAACAAACCAAACCACCCCACUGGUUUAAAGGGUGAAGUUCAACAUAAAGAUUAAGCUACGACAGAAGAAGAAAGGGUGAGACAAGCCCAUCUGAUCCCACCUGACAGUACAAACGUGUUGGGGGGGGGGGGCUCCCGAAGCCUGGGGUUCAUACCUCGUUGGACAAGGUCUGAGUGCAGGCUGCUGGGGAACUGAGAACUUUCCUGAGUUUCUGCUGUUCCAGGCAAGCCCAGGCCUGGAAAUCAGGAGCUCCAGAGCAGGCAGGGGCCGCGGCCUCAGCAGGCGAACCGGGUCACCCACUUCUGGCCAAAACGCUGUGACAACAGAUAGGCUAUGGUAGCUUCCAGAAGCCUUCACAGGACGCGGCCAGUCGGUCAUUCUCUCUCCCCUUCUCUUCAUCUCUUCUGCUAUCUUGGGCCGUGUGUUUGCACCCACAAAGGACAGAGACAAACCUGGAGAAGGUGGGACUCUGGAGCAUGGAUGCGCUGGAUGUGUUAACU
Messenger RNA from Mirounga angustirostris (Northern elephant seal), 7404 nucleotides. It is a transcript of the gene YAP1, whose product is annotated as Yes1 associated transcriptional regulator. Gene Ontology annotation, cellular component: cytoplasm; nucleus. The coding region runs from base 1 to 903 and encodes 300 amino acids. Gene Ontology annotation, molecular function: transcription coactivator activity; protein binding. The transcript has 11 exons. The record is from RefSeq and is a predicted model, not a curated record. NCBI's taxonomy places the organism in Eukaryota, Metazoa, Chordata, Mammalia, Carnivora, Phocidae. Gene Ontology annotation, biological process: hippo signaling; positive regulation of transcription by RNA polymerase II.